Messenger RNA from Jaculus jaculus (lesser Egyptian jerboa), 1683 nucleotides. Its product is annotated as extensin-like. The record is from RefSeq and is a predicted model, not a curated record. Lineage: Eukaryota; Metazoa; Chordata; Mammalia; Rodentia; Dipodidae. The transcript has 2 exons. The coding region runs from base 1 to 1683 and encodes 560 amino acids.
AUGGGCCUGCACUUGCGCAGGGUCGCGUCCCCACACCCACUGCAAAACAUCACAGGUGAGAGGUGGACUUCGCACCCCAACCCUUCCACAGAGCAUUCACGAGCGGAGCCAGCACUGCGGCCCGUGGUUCGUCCUCCCAGUGCCGGUGGCACGGCCCGGUCAGUGUCGGCAUCGGUGCGAGGACGGCACAUGGCGGCUGAGGGAAAGCCCCGUGUCCUCCCAGCAGAGGCCGCGCCGCAAAACUCAAAUCCCGGGACUUCCUGCCACGUUUACCUGCACAGACAAGUGGGCCUCGCGGACGGACAGUCGGACUGGGUCGCCGGGCAGCGCGGCCGGAGUGACCGGCGUCGCACGUCCCCUGGCCACACGCGCUUCCCAGCAUGCCCCGCGCACGGGCCUCACUCACCGCCAGACCGGCGUCGCACGUCCCCUGGCCACCAUGCGCUUCCCAGCAUGCCCCGCGCACGGGCCUCACCUCCAGACCAGCAUCGCACGUCCCAUGGCCACAUGCGCUUCCCAGCAUGCCCCGCGCACGGGCCUCACUCACCGCCAGACCGCACGUCCCCUGGCCACCACGCGCUUCCCAGCAUGCCCCGCGCACGGGCCUCACCGCCAGACUGGCAUAGCACGUCCCCUGCCCACCACGCGCUUCCCAGCAUGCCCCGCGCCCGGGCCUCAGCGCCAGACCGGCGUCGCACGUCCCCUGGCCACACGCGCUUCCCAGCAUGCCCCGCGCACGGGCCUCACUCACCGCCAGACCGGCGUCGCACGUCCACUGGCCACCACGCGCUUCCCAGCAUGCCCCGCGCACGGGCCUCACCGCCAGACCAGCAUCGCACGUCCCAUGGCCACAUGCGCUUCCCAGCAUGCCCCGCGCACGGGCCUCACUCACCGCCAGACCGCACGUCCCCUGGCCACCACGCGCUUCCCAGCAUGCCCCGCGCACGGGCCUCCCUGCCAGACCAGCGUCGCACGUCCCCUGGCCACCACGCGCUUCCCAGCAUGCCCCGCGCACGAGCCUCACCGCCAGACCGGCGUCGCACGUCCCCUGGCCACCACGCGCUUCCCAGCAUGCCCUGCGCACGGGCCUCACUCACCGCCAGACCAGCGUCGCACGUCCCCUGGCCACAUGCGCUUCCCAGCAUGCCCCGCGCACAGGCCUCACCGCCAGACCGGCGUCGCACGUCCCCUGGCCACCACGCGCUUCCCAGCAUGCCCCGCGCACGGGCCUCACUCACCGCCAGACCAGCGUCGCACGUCCCCUGGCCACCACGCGCUUCCCAGCAUGCCCCGCGCACGGGCCUCACCUCCAGACCAGCGUCGCACGUCCCCUGGCCACCACGCGCUUUCCAGCAUGCCCCGCGCAUGGGCCUCACUCACCGCCAGACCGGCAUCGCACGUCCCCUGGCCACAUGCGCUUCCCAGCAAGCCUCGCGCACAAGCCUCACUCACCGCCAGACCGGCGUCGCACCUCCCCUGGCCACCGCGCGCUUCCCAGCAUGCCCCGCGCAUGGGCCUCACUCACCGCCAGACUGGCGUCACACGUCCCCUGGCCACAUGCGCUUCCCAGCAUGCCCCGCGCACGGGCCUCACCGCCAGACCAGCGUCGCACGUCCCCUGGCCACCGCGCGCUUCCCAGCAAGCCUCGCGCACAAGCCUCACUGCCAGGCCGGCGUGGGCUGA